ACAAUGCAUCAUCUUUUUAUUUACUUUACUGUUCAUUAAGGUACCAAUUGGUUGUUUACCUUUCCGGCAACCCUGGUUCCUCGAUGGGCUUGCCCUUUUCUUUGUCCGCUUUAGACCAAGCAGUGCGGAAAUUUGCCAGUGCAGAUUUGAUGCUUUUAUUUUUUCGGGGAGUUGGGCCUGGUGUCUGGGUGGUUUGUUUGGGCACCAACACAAAUGUCAAGGCUGCAAAAAACUACUAGUUUGUAGUCGUGCUGCCGUGCUGCAAUGGCUAUGGUCACUUACAACCCUGGCCGGCGGCUACCCUCAAUAACAGUGCCUGGCUCGAAAUCUUCGUUGUUUGCUAGGUUUCCGGGACCUGAACUACCAUCGUUCUCGCAAAUUGUUGCUUCUCUAGGGCACCCGCCUUCGGUUUCCACUCAAGUUCCACCUGCAAAUCUGAGUCAGGCAGAUGACAGGACCGUAUCAGCUUUAUUGGGCUUGAAAUCGUUUUUGCUGGAUAGUAAGGCGGCAUUCCCGGUAUUGGACUUGCUUGAUCAGGGCUUGAGUGGUUUAGACGGGGUUAAUGCGAGUGAAUUUGUUAGCUCCUCCAGAUUUGAAAAAUGGAUCUUGAGUAUUCCGGACUCUCGUUUCAACAGUUUGAUUGUUGAACUAUCUGCUUUUAUAGACCAAUUGACUUUAUUGCAAAAUGUGAAGGCGAAUUUAUUGGUGAAAAAUGGCCCGCCAUGCCAGCAUAAACAAAAUAAAAUUGUUAAAAAAAGAGGCAGGAAAUCGAUACCCCCAGGGGGCAUUUGUCAUCAUUGUCACCUGGAGAUUACUCCUGAAUGGCGAAAUGGUCCUGAAGGUAAGAGAACCUUAUGCAAUGCCUGUGGCUUGUUUUACUCAAAAUUAAUCAGAAGAUUUGGUCUUGAUAGUGCUAAUAAAGUUUUGGCUCAUAGGAAAAUCAAUAGCGAUACUAAAAAUCGUAUACUACCAAAAAGUAAAUCGCUCGAAGAUAUUUUGAAAAAUAUGCAAUAAAACUAUAUAC
This is a messenger RNA of Hyphopichia burtonii NRRL Y-1933, 1024 nucleotides long. RefSeq names its product GATA-type transcription factor. Gene Ontology annotation, molecular function: zinc ion binding; sequence-specific DNA binding. The transcript has a single exon. Bases 265 to 1014 code for a protein of 249 amino acids. The record is from RefSeq and is a predicted model, not a curated record. Gene Ontology annotation, biological process: regulation of DNA-templated transcription. Lineage: Eukaryota; Fungi; Ascomycota; Pichiomycetes; Serinales; Debaryomycetaceae.